UAUGAUUAAAUUUCUAAGGAUGGCACCUAGAUUCAAUUACAUACCUAAAUUUCAUGUUGGAUAAAUUGGUCCUAUUGCACCAAGUCCUUAGAUCUAAUAAAAAAUGGACGCAUUAGAAUAAAACCAACCAUUCUUUGAUAGAUUGAUAUUUUUUGAUCCUGAUAUCAUGGCAUCAUUACCUGGUCCUUUAUAAGUAUUUGAUCCUGUUGUUGAUUUUGGAAGUGGAAUACUUACAUAUUUACAUGAUUGUCAUAUUCCUUGGGUAGGAGUUUUAAGUUUAACAUGUAUAAUUGCUAGAUCAACAUUAUUACCUCUAAUAUAUUUAUAAAUGAAAAGAACAACUAGAUUAGCAACUGUUAUUCCUGCAAUUGCCUAAAUGAAAAGAUUGAUUGAUAAAACUAAUUAUUCAAAAACAAAGAAAUUAAUCACUUUAACAAGACUCUCAUAUAAAAUUGUACAUUCAUAAAGAUUAAAAUGGAUGAGACUCUUUUUAUAUAAUGUAUUCCAUAUACCAAUGCUUAUUACUUUAAUUUGGAGUAUUCGUAGAUUAUUAAUAGAUGAAUCCUUUAAAACAACUGCUUUUCUUUGGAUACCUGUACUUAUUUAUAAUUUUAUUUAAAUAGUCUCUCUCUAAUAUGGAUCCCUAUUUUAUUGUACCUUCUUUAACUGUAAUAUGUUAUUAUUACAAUCUUCAAAGAUUUAUUACCCCAGAAAAUAAAGAUACUAUACCAUCCAAAUUACGUAAUGUUGGUUAGUUUUUAUUAAUAUUAUGGUUACCAUUUUUGGCUAAUUGGCCAUGUGCAAUCUAAAUUUAUAUGUUGUUUAAUGCCUUUUUUUCUAUUAUAUAGACAUCUAUUAUGUUACAUCCUGAAUUUUAGAAGAUGGUUGAUCCAAAAAUAUUUCUUUAUUAAAUGAUUAUUAGAAUGAUUGAAUAUGAUAAAAAUACAAGUCUCUCUUUAAUAGAGGCUAUUAAAAGUGGAGAGGAAACUAAUAUAGAGAAAGCAAUAUCAGAAGAACAAUUACUUGAUUAGUUUUAAAAAUCUUUAAUUGAAUUAAAUGAAGGAGAAUUAUAAGAAGAUGCUGCUAAGAUUUCAAAAGAUAAACCAAAUUUUUAUUGA
This is a messenger RNA of Paramecium pentaurelia, 1118 nucleotides long. The record is from the annotation of a GenBank genome assembly. NCBI's taxonomy places the organism in Eukaryota, Ciliophora, Oligohymenophorea, Peniculida, Parameciidae.